Molecule: messenger RNA, 1407 nt
Organism: Nothobranchius furzeri (turquoise killifish)
Lineage: Eukaryota; Metazoa; Chordata; Actinopteri; Cyprinodontiformes; Nothobranchiidae
Product: cell division cycle-associated protein 7
Biological process (GO): regulation of DNA-templated transcription
Cellular component (GO): nucleus
Source: RefSeq, a predicted model, not a curated record
UUCGUGCAGCCCGAACCAUCAAAGCACACUCACCUACAUUUCUGUCUGACAUAAAGAGUGAAGUAACCUGCGCCGCACGUGAGGGGAAAUCCUGGCUGAGCUGAAAGUUUGCGUUGGUAGAGUGAUGAAUAAAGUGGUGUUGGAAUGAACUCUGACAUGAGGAAAUUAGCUGACUUGUUUACGGAGGAUUCAGAAAAUGAUGCGACAUUUUAUGGCUUUUCUGACUCUGAAUUCGUAGAUACGCGUUUAGAUUAUGACGAUGAAGUCCAGCUUGACAUGUCCCCCAAGGAACAGCAGAAAACCACAUCUGCAGGCCUUCCACCUUUCAGACUGAGGGUUGCAUUACGCUGUGUGCCUUCCAUCCAGCUGUCCACAGGUCAUGAUGCAGAAGACAGUGAGAAAAUAACAACUAGAAGAGGAGUGAAGAGGCUGAGAAACACCAGUAAAACUAAAAAGGACAGAGCUGUAAAACGUGAAGAAGAGGAGUCAACAGUUGGCCAUCCUUCUCUGUCUGAGGAGCGUGGAUCUGAUUCAGACGAAGAUGUUUUUGAUAAUUUUCUGUUAAAGAGAGAGCAGAACAUCAAGGCUAACAAAGCAAUGUUGGCUCAGCUGAUGGCAGAUCUGCAGAAAAUUCCAGAAGGUGCAGGGAUUUUCAAAAGAUCAGGCAAACGGAAGGCAAAAGUAAGACACUCUCGUCCACCACAUACUGAUCUGACUGGAGAGGAGUCCAGAAGGUAUCCAGAACGAGCUUCCCGCAGACAAACACGUUCCAUGAGGAAAGGUCAGGAUCCCUCAUCCUCUGAGGAGGUAGAUGUGGAGCUCAGUUUGGAGGAAGAGCUACUAGAGGUGCGCAGAGCCCCACGGCAUCGGUCCACUCCACGACCCAAUCAGAGCAAGCCUCAUGUAAUCCGUCCAGUAGAGGACAUCAAAGACGAUGAGCUUCAGCUGGUUGCAGACAAUAUGACUGAUAAAGUGUACAACAGUGCCACAGGUUCUACAUGCCAUCAGUGCAGGCAGAAAACCAUCGAUACAAAGACGUGCUGCCGUAGCGAAGACUGCCGUGGGAUUCGGGGUCAGUUCUGUGGGCCAUGUUUGAGGAACAGAUACGGAGAAGACGUGAGGAAAGCGCUGCUGGAUCCGAAUUGGACGUGUCCUCCCUGUCGAGGAAUUUGCAAUUGUAGUUUUUGCCGGCAGCGGGAAGGCCGAUACCCAACUGGUAUUUUGUUCCCCCUGGCUCAAUACCACGGCUUCUCUGACGUCCAUUCCUACCUCACCAGCCUCCGUAAUAAACUGGAGGGAGAAUCCUGAAGGAGAUGCUGUUCAAGUACUACUGUGUUCUUUCAUGUGCUGAAGUUUUAUCAGUUUUAUACAUUCAGCCUGUUUUAAAUAAAUGCGGUUUUUAUCCAA